CCAAUUUCAUAAAUCAAUCACAGCUGAGCAGGUGGUUGCAGACCACUUAGAGUCCUGCUCCUUUACAACUACUAUAACUAGUUUAGUGUGUAACCACAACACCACAUCUGGCAUUUCUUAUUAAAGAUGGGGGAGAGGUUGCAAAGCCAAAAAAAAUUUGUUUGUUCGUUUUUUGAUUGUAAAGCUGAAUUCAGUAAGUCAUGGAAGCUCGAGGCUCAUCUUUGCAAACACACAGGACUGGUAAGUGGUUUGGACUGCUGGAGGUCCUGUGGAAAUAUGAAGUUUAACCAACCCUGGAUUUCAUGUCAAAUUUUUCCCUGAACUUAGAAACCAUUCUCUUGUGAGAGCUGUGACAAGAGCUUCUGCACUCGCUAUCAGCUCACCAGACAUGAGCUCAAUCACAGUGGAGAGAAACCCCACAAGUGAGGCACAUUUUUAAAUAAACACUGAUGGUAAUGAUCGAUUUUUCUUGUCAUGUCCCAAGCUGCUUUUUUUCUCUUCUCAGGUGUCUGGCUGAUGGGUGCACUGAGGCCUUUGUGACAAAUACCAGCAUGAAGAACCACAUGGCCCGAAUCCACCAGCGCCAGGAGAAACGCUAUCAAGUAAAAUAACAAGGUAAUUUUCUUUUGUUGUGCGUCUUUCUUUAGCUGUAACCGCUUUGCCUUUGUUUUGUUUUUUGUUUUCAGUGUGACCAUAAGGGCUGUGAAAAAGACUUCAACAAAAGGAACCAGCUGAAAGCUCAUAAGGGUGAUCACCAACACAUCCUACCUUUUCAGUGAGUGUCGACAUACCAAAGCAUGAUUUUUAAAAAAUAUUUUGAGGUGAUUUUAAAGCUUCAAAAACAGACUUUUCAUUUAACUUUUGAAAUAGUUGUUCUUUCAGCGGCUGUACGAGAGAAUUUCCCACUCAUGGAAAACUGAAGCAUCAUGAGGGAGUGCAUGCAGGUUGGUAAAUAAUGUCUUUUCUGUUUGUUACUCUCAAAUAAAAAAUAUGAACCCUUUGUCUUUUCUGCUGCAGGUUACCCUUGUGAAGAUUGCUCAUUUCAUGGAAAAACAUGGACCGAGUAUCUAAAGCACAGAAAUGAGCACAAAGGUUUGAACUAAAUGUUGGAAAAUUAAGAGAUUGCAUUGUAUACCCGGUCACUGUGUUGAGGUGACCUCUUUCUUCAGUCAAGGUUCAGUGUGGAGAGUGUAAAAAGCUGUUCAACAACGCCUGGUUCUUGCGCCAGCAUGAGCUCCAUGUCCACUCCGGGGAGAAGAAGAAGCUGUCGUGCCCCAGAAAAGGCUGUGACAAGAAGUUCACUCAUCGCUUUAACCUGGAGAGCCACGUUCUGGGAGACCAUGAGGGCAAGAAGCCGUUCAGCUGUGCGUUCAAAGGCUGUGGGAAGAGCUUUGCCAUGAAGGUCAGCACACAAACACAAUCACUACAAUAAUACCCUGUAAAAACUGAUCAUGCAGUUGAUUUUAUUAUCACUAAAAGCUUUAAUUACUUUGGAAAAGCAAACUUCUGUAUCUGAUCAGUUUCUAUUCUGUUUUCCACAAAGGAACAUUAAGAGAUGAUUAUUCAGAUUUACAAAAGCUUGAACGUUUUUUUUUUUUUUUUUAAUUAGAAAUCAUCAAGUGUGUUUAUCUGCAUUAAGCGGAGGACUUUAUUCUAUUUGGAUAUAAAAUAGAGGUUUCUUUGUGUGAAUUUUGGGCUAACCUGUACCAUAAAACUGCUGAAACACGGUAUUUGGUCUCCUUGGUCACUGGUCUCAUUGUUUAAUCAGGAAAGCCUGUGGCGACAUGGAGUGGUGCAUGACCCAGCAAAGAAAAAGCUGAAGGUAAUGUGUCCUUGCAAACCAUUUACUCCGGGAAUGUGACUUUACUUAACUCUAUUUGUCCUUUUGUAAGUCGCCAUUUUUUUUCCCUUUCCCCCUCCAGAAACUGCAUCCAAGAAAGAACCAGCCUUGGCGUGUUGCAGAGCGGCUCAGACGUGCCGCUGUGGCCAUGCAAGACGAGACCAACAAGCUGGCUGCAAAGCUACGCAAAACAACUUUAAAGAAUGAUAAACCUUGAGGCUGCUGCACAUAAAUCUUUGCUUCGUGUUUGUUUAGUGGAAUAAAUCCGGUAAUUUCUGUUACAUUUUCUCUGCUAAUAUGAAAUAAAGCCUCAAUACUGCAGCAC
Messenger RNA from Xyrichtys novacula (pearly razorfish), 2165 nucleotides. The record is from the annotation of a GenBank genome assembly. NCBI's taxonomy places the organism in Eukaryota, Metazoa, Chordata, Actinopteri, Labriformes, Labridae.